Molecule: messenger RNA, 834 nt
Organism: Maylandia zebra (zebra mbuna)
Lineage: Eukaryota; Metazoa; Chordata; Actinopteri; Cichliformes; Cichlidae
Source: RefSeq, a predicted model, not a curated record
UUAUGGAUGAUAUUACUUCUUCUUCAUCAUGGGAAUUCUCUGGUUCCAGUGAAAAUGGUUCAGCUUGGUGAACCAGCAACCUUAAAGUGUGAUAUACCCAAAGACAUCAGGAGUAAAGUAUACUGGUACAGGCAGAGUGUUGGGGAUACACUUAAAUUAAUUGUGAGACUAUAUCGAGAUACAGAACCUGUGUAUGCUUCUCCGUUUUUGAAAUCAAGAUUUCCUGCAAAGAAUGCAAACAAUUUUAGCAAACUGACUAUUCUGGAGACAAUCAAAGAGGAUGAGGGAAUUUAUCAUUGUGGAACCACAACAUGGUGUGAUCUUGAAUGGAGUGGGACAUAUUUGUUAGUUAAAGGAAACACUGAAAGGACAUCAAACUAUAUUGUUGUACAGCAGCCGACAGAAUCAAAUCCACUGCGUCCAGGAGACACAGCAACUCUACAGUGUUCAGUUCUCUCUGAUUCUGAGAACAAGACGUGUCCAGGAGUUAAUAAUGUUUUCUGGUUCAGAGCUGGAUCUAAUAAAUCCCAUCCAAACAUCAUUUACACUGAUGGAAAUAGGACUGAUCAAUGUGAGAAAAGAUCUGACCAUCAGAAAAGAUGUGUUUAUCGCUUCUCUAAGAACGUCAGCUCCUCUGAUGCUGGGACUUACUACUGCGCUGUGGCCACAUGUGGGGAGAUAUUAUUCGGAAACGGAACUACAGUUGAACUUGAGCGAACAACACAACUCGUGUUUAAUCAAAUGGCAAUAUUAAUAAGCUGUUUGGCCAUUUCAGUCAUUGGAAACGUUUUCCUCGUCUGCAGACAAAGCAUAUGUAAGAAAAGUAAAGACUGA